AUUACAUUCUUCAAAAUGAACUUGUAGAGCAAUAUGUUGUCUAUGUAUUGUUAUUGAUUGAAGACGUGCAAGUACAACUAAAAGAUAUCCAAACAUGUCCAUGUUUUGUGAUGGGGAAAUCUUACACGAUGAUGUGAGCAACCCGUGUCUCUGCAUUUGCUCAACUGAGCCCUACGAGGUCCGACCUUCCUCGGCCAGCCCUACGCAGUCGCAAUAUGCCGCUUUCGCAAUCGGGACGGCGCAGGGUGGAGCUUAUUUCUACGAGAUCGAACUACCACAAGUUCCGCCUACUUGUAGCGCCACAGGCGAUGGUGGUAAGGGCAGCGGCAGUGGAGAUGUUAAUGAGAUUAAGAACAUUCACAGCCAAAACAAGAAUCAUGCCAUCAACAUCAUCCGUUGCCAGAAACAGAUUAGCGGCUAUUGCGGGUUCCCAGUGUGUCAAAUCCACAUAUCCACACAAAAUCCAGCACGCAUUCGACUCUACUGCCUCUACGAGUACGUGAAUGGUCUCCAUCUCCUGCGACAAUGGGACUUGCUGAACGAAGCUGUAUUAUAAUAUCAGAGUAAGUAGUUUAUAGCACGCGCGGUGCAUGGAGUCGCAGAGCUUUAAGGGGCGCAAGAAGCUCCCCCUUUAGCUCCAUGCUACUCCAUGUGAUCCAUGCACUCCAUGCCAUGCGAGCUGUGAAACCCUAUAAGUUGCUCUGUAAUAUGUACAUUGAAGAGGAGCUGCGUAAAAGUCUUUUGAAGUGUGUAAAGGUAAAGCCUGAAGAAGAGUGAGAUAGUAUUUCAUAGUCCCCGACUAGAUUAACAUCAUCAGAGAGUACUUAUAUCAUAGAACUAACUGCUCUAACUUUAUCUGUAACUACUCUCUUGCAUCACAGCGCACCUGCGUCUCGCACGAAAUGGGUGUGCUGCUAUCCAGUUCCUAUGCCGGUUUAUGCCAAGGCGACUUUCUCUCGAGAGAGCCGGACUCCAUCAUUGGAGACAUAUUAGAGAGAGGGAUAAACACCCUUUCCGGCAAGGGUUGGGAACAUGACUUUGUCCACUUCUGCCCACAGACCGGAAACAUCUUGUUAUGGUCUAUGUGGUCGUGUUGUCCACGACAGGGAAGAUGGCGAUAAUUUUUGCUCUUGUGCGAGAUUUAUUUUCGAAAUAGAAGAAGCAACAUUGUGGACUGGCAGAGGACUAGUAGAGGACUAGUACAAGAACAAAACCAGAAGUCGUGGACAAUGGUCGGCAUUAAUAUCGUUUCAAGCUGUGACGCAGUCCACGUCACGUCUCCUUCGCUUUGACGCCCUGGACAUGCAGAAACUAGGAUCCGGUAGCAUAGAGAGUAAGUUAUGGUGCGCCGAAAUAUUCAUUGUUCCAUGAUGACAUGAUCUCGAAUUAGAGGUAGGUUUUUGGUGUUCGUGGGUUCUCUCGCUUGUUAUGGCGGUCCCCACCUGAGGGAGAGAGCCAUAACAAGCGGCAACAGCAGCACCUUUAGCCAGUACCCUUGAUUGAAGUAGAUUCAGACUGAUAAGUGAACAGGCCAACGCCUAAACCACUAAGGGAACUACGAGAAACCACAUCCAUUUGUUCCCAACAACUCAAUCGUCCACCGUCCACUCUAAUUCACGAAGUCUUCGGUUCCCGCGUACGUUACGUGCCACCGCCGGAUAAGGCGGGCGCGGCGAAUCCUUUGUGCCGAUUUCCUUUACAGUGCGCUGGAGGGGUGCAGCUCGUCGUCGACAAAGGGCCGAUUGAAAAGUACGGCGAAAGGACGACGCCUCUACCCGGACCUUUAGACAUCAAACUUCAUUUAAGGCUCAACUUUCAAUGGUCAUGGUCACCAUUGAGAUUGGAGUCACUGAGAUCGAAGAGGCGACCCCUUCUUGAGAGAACCAACAGGGGAAAUAAAUGAAGGGAAAGGGGAGAGCUUUGAAGGGGGUCGCUUCCGUUCGGAGUCAUGAUGACCAAGGAGUGCUGCGCUUUAAUUUAUGUUGUCACAUUGAGCGAAGAUGAAGACUCGUUCCACCCAGGCAGCAAAAGCAAAACAACAUCUGCGAGUCUCGCGUUAACGGGAAGAUUGUCGCAUGCGAAGUGCUGGCCUCUUGCACCAGGUUCUGGAUACCCAGAACGGUUAGUCACAGUAGUGGAUUUUAACCAGAUCGCGGUGUGGACGAUAGCUGUAUGGUGAGAAUCUCUAUUCGAAGUUGAACACCUAGGUGACUAAUUCAGAAAGUAGAAAAAGUAACCGAGGAGAGGUAUUGAAGUGACUAAUUCAGAAAGUAGAAAGAGAAAAAAAAAAUGUAUUGCACAAUAAGCUUCUCCCAAUGUAGUUCUAGUUAUCGAAACGUUUUUAACGUCGUGGUUCGUUUUCGUAUGUCUUCGAAAAUGACAAACCAUAAUAUGGUUCCCUUUUAACCCCCGCCCAAGGACAUGAUCCUUCAUGACCAAGAAUCGACGAAGAAAAUACUAGAGGCGCUGAACCUGAAAACUCUCCGGUAGAAGAUUCCGAAGACUUCGAAAAAGUAGGUCAAGCGACAACGGACGACUCCAUCGUUGCCCUAGAUAUCCGACAUCCUGAUCGACUCUGCGUUCUCACUUUUGCUGGAGAGAUCUUGGUGUACAAACUGGCUUCUUAUGGUACUGCAGUCGGAGCAGAAAAAGUGACUCUAUCGUCUGGAGGCGCUGGACAAACCUUGUUAAUAAAGGUGUCCGAAAAUCAAUUAAGGGUAGGUUAAAGGUGCUUUUCUUGCCGCUUUUUAUGCCUCUCCUACGGGAGAAAGGCAUAACAAGCGGGGUAAGCGAGCACCAAAAACCUACCUCUAAGUCAAGGUUGUCCGCCUGUUGUUAUCGGCAUUGGGGGACAAGAGAGUGAGAAAUCAGAAAAGACAGACGGAGCGACGAAACAAAGAGUGAAGAAAGCAAAGCUAAACGCGACUGCGACCGAGGAAGAAAGCCAAGCUGAUGUUCCUGAGAUGAUAGUUGUAGCACGCUAUCCGCUGACCGCCUCUCAUGGAAGAGAAUCAGGACAAUUUUCUUUUGAUUUCCCUACCACCUUCUACUGCAACGACGAGCAUGGUUAUGCACUUUUCUCCUCUGAUCAGGGUGUCGUCUUUCAACAGUUGGUGAAGGAGUCUUAAGAAGGACUUCUUUGACAAGGAAGUUAUCUUUGUUGGCCAAGAGCUGUAGAGGAGGGGUCGCGCCAAGUAUUAUCCUAGUUAC
This is a messenger RNA of Amoebophrya sp. A25, 3210 nucleotides long. Lineage: Eukaryota; Dinophyceae; Syndiniales; Amoebophryaceae. The record is from the annotation of a GenBank genome assembly.